UAAAACCACAUGAACCUUCUGACUCAAAACACAGAGGCGCACACACACGCUCUUGCAGACAUCAACAACCGGGGAAUCUACAAACAUGUCUUUCCUCUCAGGAGUUUUGGGUAAUAAAGCAGCGGAAUCGUUUGUCGACCAGGCUGUGGACAAAGCAGCUUCUGCAGCUAAAAGAAAAGUGAAGGAAAAACUUACUGGAAAGAAACAGCCGGAAACUGAUAAGACCGGUGGCAUGGGAGGUCUUUUCCCAAGUAGCGGGGAGAAGGACAAGAAACCAAAGGAAAAGUCAGGAGGACUGUUUGGUGGCCUCCUUAAAGCAGAAGGACCGGGAGGAAAUAGCAGCGGAGGAAGCUUUAGUGCUGGAGGCGGCCAUGAGGCAGACAACAGUGCUGAAGACAGCAGUUUCAACGAUGCACUGGAUGACCUUGCUAAUGAGUUCUGUGAGAAAUGAUGUUCUGACAAAUCUCUCUUACAUCAGCACCAAGUGUCAUGGACUAAAACAACAUUACAAGAUAUUCAUUUGUCACCAAUGUAAAUAGUUUUAAACAUAUCUUAGCUCAUGUAUGACUGCUAAAAAAAGAAAAGAUGCCUACAUUAGUACUGUUUAACUUAAACUUAUUUAGCAAGUGUUUCUUUUAAAUAAAAAAAGUGUGAUUGGAUGCAUGUUGAGUGAAUGCAUUUAAAUAAAAAAAUAGUUUUUAUUACUAAAUGAAAAA
This is a messenger RNA of Puntigrus tetrazona (Sumatra barb), 716 nucleotides long. RefSeq lists its product as uncharacterized. NCBI's taxonomy places the organism in Eukaryota, Metazoa, Chordata, Actinopteri, Cypriniformes, Cyprinidae. The transcript has 3 exons. The coding region runs from base 86 to 451 and encodes 121 amino acids. The record is from RefSeq and is a predicted model, not a curated record.